Messenger RNA from Fasciola hepatica (liver fluke), 423 nucleotides. Lineage: Eukaryota; Metazoa; Platyhelminthes; Trematoda; Plagiorchiida; Fasciolidae. The record is from the annotation of a GenBank genome assembly.
AUGACUAGUGUGCUCAUCGCUGAAGAAUUCUGGGCUCUUGUUCGGCAUGGCCAAUAUCUGCUUCGUACGAGAUCAACUCAGCUGAACCUACUCAAUCAUUCGGAUAUCUAUAGCCAGACUGAGUUCCCAGAAAUUUUGUCUGCCCAUAGCCGAGUGCUGUUAGCUAUAUCAUGCACAACGAACAGCCGUUCAAAAACAAGCUGGUUGCGGCCGCUAACGCUGUUCGUUUCAUCCCAAGGCUCACAGAAGAACCGGAGUCUAUCGUUGAAAGAAAAACAGCGUUGGUUUAUCAGCGCCAGGAAUCAAGGUGAUCCAAGAAGAGAACGCAGAUCCAGUGCCACCCUAUGCAGCAACGACGAACAUCGUCCGACAGUUCUGGUUGAAGCAAGCAUCGAAUUGCGAAUUUUUGAAAAUUUUCAAUAG